This is a messenger RNA of Neltuma alba, 1507 nucleotides long. Its product is annotated as selenocysteine methyltransferase. The record is from RefSeq and is a predicted model, not a curated record. Gene Ontology annotation, molecular function: zinc ion binding; S-adenosylmethionine-homocysteine S-methyltransferase activity. Gene Ontology annotation, biological process: S-methylmethionine cycle. The transcript has 7 exons. NCBI's taxonomy places the organism in Eukaryota, Viridiplantae, Streptophyta, Magnoliopsida, Fabales, Fabaceae. Bases 130 to 1140 code for a protein of 336 amino acids.
AUGGUACUGUGAACUAUGAAGGCGAGUUGAAUGGGACAGUAUACCUGAUCUGGGGAGCAGGGUGAGGCAUUUGGAAAUUCAGAGCUGCGCUCCAACGUCUUGGUUCAUUGACCCUAUCGCGCCCGCCCAAUGCCAUCAUUGCUCACUGACUUCCUUCGCCAGGCAGGCGGCACAGCCGUCAUCGACGGCGGCCUCGCGACGGAGCUCGAACGCCACGGUGCCGACCUCAACGAUCCUCUCUGGAGUGCCAAAUGCCUCCUCGCCUCACCCCACCUUAUUCGUGAGGUACACCUUGAUUAUCUUGAAAAUGGUGCCGAUAUUUUAAUCACAGCAUCUUAUCAGGCCACCAUUCAAGGUUUUCUAGCUAAAGGCUUUUCUAACGAAGAAAGUGAAGCCUUGCUCAAGAAAAGUGUUGAAAUUGCUCUCGAAGCUCGACGUAUAUAUUAUGAAAGAUGUGCUGCAUGUUCUUCAGAAGAUAAGCACGAUGGAAAAGUUUUCAAACAACGUCCAAUCCUUGUGGCAGCAUCAGUCGGCAGCUAUGGAGCUUAUUUGGCUGAUGGCUCAGAGUACAGUGGCGAUUAUGGUGAUGGCAUCACGUUGGAAACUCUGAAAGAUUUUCAUAGGAGAAGAGUUCAAAUAUUGGCUGAUUCAGGUGCUGACUUAAUUGCAUUUGAAACAGUGCCAAAUAAGCUAGAAGCUCAGGCUUAUGCGAAGCUUCUAGAAGAAGAAAACAUAAAGAUCCCUGCAUGGUUUUCAUUUAACUCCAAGGACGGAAUUAAUGUUGUUAGUGGUGAUCCUUUGGCUGAGUGCGGCUCCAUUGCCGAGUCAUGCAAAGGAGUUAUUGCUGUUGGAAUAAACUGCACUCCCCCUAGAUUUAUACAUGGCCUAAUAUUAUCGCUUAAGAAGGUGACUACAAAACCAAUUGUUAUCUAUCCAAACAGUGGGGAAAGCUACGAUGGUGACAAAAAGGAGUGGGUAGAAAACACAGGGGUUUCAGAUGACGAUUUUGUGUCGUAUGUAAAUAAAUGGUGUGAGCUGGGAGCCUCUCUUGUAGGAGGUUGUUGCCGAACAACCCCAGCUACUAUCAGAGGCAUAUACAGGACACUCUCCCGCAGAUCAGCCACUCUAGCCGCGGAGUGACUUCCCUCACAUAUCCGGCAUGGAGUGUUCGAAUGCUGACGAGGCUGGCAGAUGGUGCUGUGUCAUGUUGCUCCUCUGGGCAUUUUGAGGUGGGAAGACCUUGCUUAACCAUUCUGCACUUGUGGUGUAAACAGCAUUUUGCCCUUGAUGCCAGCUCCACCUUCAACUUGAGGAUCGUUGUGCAGGUCUCAGUCAAGAUGAGUCUCAACACCUACGGAAAAAUGUUUGGCUUUUCCACCCCGUUUUAUUUUAUUUUCUAGAAGAAAGAAGACAUGAUUGACGUGUGAACCCGUAGACCUGUUGAAAUGUCAUGUUGAUAUUUUGUUUGACGAUGUUAAAAUUAUGAAAAUAACUGCACCUUAAAUUC